This is a messenger RNA of Cornus florida, 2052 nucleotides long. RefSeq lists its product as uncharacterized. Gene Ontology annotation, biological process: DNA integration. The transcript has 4 exons. NCBI's taxonomy places the organism in Eukaryota, Viridiplantae, Streptophyta, Magnoliopsida, Cornales, Cornaceae. The record is from RefSeq and is a predicted model, not a curated record. The annotation marks the transcript as partial. Gene Ontology annotation, molecular function: nucleic acid binding.
AUGCAAGUUGAUGAGGUUGUAGGUCAUAUUAAGAACUAUGAGAUGAAGUACUAUGGAAAUUCCCUAAAACCUAAAGACUUAGCCCUAAAAGCUUCAAAGUCUGAUUCUUCCAAGUCUGAGGUUAGGUAUGAUAGUGAGUCUGAUGAAGAAAUUGCCCUCAUAACUAGGAAAUUCAAAAUUUUGAUCAAGUCUGAAAAGAUUAAUGUAUUUAAGAAAGGGGGAGAGUCAAGGUUUAGGAAUAGAGAGUUUCCAUCUAAGGGAAGUGAAAGACAAGAUAAAAGGAGAGAAGAGGAGUCUAAAGGAACUGCGAUUAAAUGUUGGACAUGUGGUGGUAUAGGUCAUACAUCAACAGUUUAUUCAAGUCCUAAAAAUAGCUUUGUUGCUAGGAAAGAGUCCAAAGAUAAAAAGAAGGAUAAAGAAAUGAAUGUUUCAGUUUCUAAAGAUAAAAUUGCUUCUUUUUCUGAUGAUUCUUCUAAUGAUGAUGAUAAACCUCUUGCUUUUGUUGUUUUUGUGAAUAAUGAUGCUUCUAAUAGAUUGUUUUUGUCUGACACAGAUGACUUGGAUUUUGAUGACAUAGCAAAAUCUAAUGAUGAAGAUUGUUACAAGGAAGCAACAAAGGAAAAUUAUGAUAAAGCCUUCAAUGAAUUGUAUGUUACAUAUGUUCAAACAAAGAAAGGUUUCAAUAAGCAAGCUAGAGAAUUGAAAGAAGUUGAGAAGCAAAGAGAUGCUCUGAAGAAGGAAAGUGAACGGAAAAAGAAGGAGAUUGAAGAUCUUCAUGGAAAGAUAAGAUUCCUAGAAGGUGAGGCUUAUAGACGGAUGCCUUUUGGUUUGUGCAAUGCACCCGCCACAUUCCAAAGGUGUAUAAUGUCAAUUUUCUCAGAUAUGGUGGAAGAGUAUCUAAAGGUCUUUAUGGAUGAUUUUUCUAUUUUUGGGUCCUCAUUUGAUCCAUGUCUCAAAAGCUUAGAUCUAGUGCUUAAGAGAUGUCGUGAAACCAACCUUGUACUUAGCUGGGAAAAGAGCCAUUUUAUGGUUCAAGAGGGUAUUGUUUUGGGUCAUGCUGGCUUUUACAGCCGUUUUAUCAAAGACUUUAGCAAAAUUGCUCGACCCUUGUGCAAUCUUCUUGCCAAGGAAACUCCUUUUGUCUUUGACCAAGCAUGCCUAGACGCUUUUCAUAAAUUGCGUGAAUUGUUAUCAUCUGCUCCUAUCAUGCAACCUCCAAAUUGGUCAUUGCCAUUUGAGAUCAUAUGUGAUGCUUCUGAUUAUGCCAUGGGGGCAGUUUUGGGACAAAGAAUGGGUAAACUACCUUAUGCCAUAUACUAUGCAAGUAAAACUUUCUCGGGAGCUCAAUUGAAUUACUCCACUACUGAGAAAGAAUUACGUGCCGUAGUAUAUGCUCUUGAUAAAUUUCGCUCUUAUCUCUUAGGGUCCAAGGUUGUUGUUUUUUCUGAUCAUACCCCCUUGAGGCAUCUAUUGACAAAAAGGGAAACAAAACCUAGGCUAAUUAGAUGGAUUUUGCUUCUUCGGGAAUUCCAUUUUGAAAUCAAGGAUAAGAAAGGCACCGAAAAUGUGGUAGCCGAUCAUAUUUCUAGGGAUACAUGGGGCAUUGAUUUUAUGGGUUCAUUUCCUAUGUCCCAUGGUUUUCAAUACAUUCUUCUUGCCGUUGAUUAUGUUUUCAAGUGGGUGGAAACAUGUGCUACCAAAACGAAUGACCACUCCGUGGUCAUUCAAUUCAUCAAAUCCAAUAUCUUUGCUCGUUUUGGUAUGCCAAGGGCUAUAAUAAGUGAUGGAGGAAAAUAUUUUUGCAAUCAAUUCUUGAGGCACUUAUUUCUUAAGUACUCCAUCACUCAUAAGGUAGCCACUCCCUACCAUCCUCAAACAAGCGGGCAAGUUGAAGUGUCUAACCGGGAAAUUAAGCAUAUUCUUGAGAAAACGGUUAACACCACCCGUAAAGAUUGGUCAAGAAAGCUAAAUGAUGCUUUAUGGGCUUAUCGGAUGGCAUACAAGACUCCCAUUGGCAUGUCUCCUUAUAGACUUGUAUAUGGAAAGCCUUGC